Molecule: messenger RNA, 565 nt
Organism: Telopea speciosissima
Lineage: Eukaryota; Viridiplantae; Streptophyta; Magnoliopsida; Proteales; Proteaceae
Exons: 4
Coding region: 91-354 (87 amino acids)
Biological process (GO): mRNA splicing, via spliceosome
Cellular component (GO): U2 snRNP; precatalytic spliceosome
Source: RefSeq, a predicted model, not a curated record
UUCUUUCUUAACGUAACUACUAAUUAUUUGACAGGUUGAAGCAGAACAGAUUUUGGAGGUGCUUUCUGAGUCGUAGCCUCGUAGGUAAAUAUGCAGGCUAGUGACAGGUUCAACAUUAAUUCCCAGCUUGAACAUCUCCAAGCCAAAUAUGUUGGAACUGGGCAUGCUGACUUGAAUAGAUUUGAGUGGGCUGUGAACAUUCAACGCGACAGCUACGCUUCAUAUGUUGGCCAUUACCCAAUACUUGCUUAUUUUGCCAUUGCAGAAAAUGAAUCAAUAGGAAGAGAACGUUACAAUUUUAUGCAGAAAAUGCUAUUACCAUGCGGUCUGCCUUCUGACAGAGAAGAAGAUUGAGAUUUGUUCGGGUGUUCGAAGCAUUUCAAAUUGUGGGCUCUUGUGAGAAGUUGAUGCUUUGCUAUCAGUUGUAAUUUAGCUUGCCUAAACUAAAACUAGAAGAAAAAAGACCUUGUUAUGUUAAGGAAUUGAAAAACUGACUCAAAUGGAUUAGGCACUCAAAAUUUGUACCAGAGCUUUUAUUUUAAUGUAAGAUUCUAUAUUCACUUAU